Molecule: messenger RNA, 1091 nt
Organism: Pseudophryne corroboree (corroboree frog)
Lineage: Eukaryota; Metazoa; Chordata; Amphibia; Anura; Myobatrachidae
Gene: ARL6IP1
Product: ADP ribosylation factor like GTPase 6 interacting protein 1
Exons: 6
Coding region: 99-710 (203 amino acids)
Biological process (GO): cotranslational protein targeting to membrane
Cellular component (GO): membrane; Sec61 translocon complex
Source: RefSeq, a predicted model, not a curated record
CUGGGAGCGGCUAUUUAUGUCCUGCUCCGGAGAGCAUCAGGCAGUUGUGAGUGCUGUGGUGACUGUGUGGGUGCUGUAAGACUGCUGUGUGACACACAAUGGCGGAGGGGGACAACAAGAGCACUAAUCAGCUGGCUGCGGAGACUGCUAGCCUUGAGGAGCAUUUCCAAGGGUGGGGUGAAGUGGUCCUGCUUGCUGAUCGUGUCCUUCGCUGGGAGAAGCCAUGGUUUCCAGCUGCUAUAAUGGGAGCAGUUUCUUUUGUGUUUCUGAUGAUCUAUUACUUGGACCCAUCAGUUCUUUCUGGUGUAUCCUGUUUCGUUAUGUGUUUCUGCCUGGCUGACUAUCUUGUUCCAGCUUUGGCUCCCAAGAUUUUUGGCUCCAACCAAUGGACCACAGAACAGCAGCAGAGGCUGCAUGAAAUUUGCAGCAACCUUGUGAAAACCCGGCGACGGAUUAUUGGCUGGUGGAAGCGCCUCUUUGUCCUUAAGGAGGAGAAGCCUAAAAUGUAUUUCAUGUCAAUGAUAUCUGCUCUUGCUGUUGUUGCUUGGAUUGGGCAGCAGGUCCAUAACCUGUUUCUGACGUACCUACUUCUGAGUUUUGUGCUGUUGGUUCCUGGCCUCAAUAAACAUGGAAUUAUUACGAAGUUUGUAGGAAUGGGAAAGCGUGAAAUAAACAAACUGAUCAAGCAAAAAGAGAAAAAGAAUGAAUAAAGAGAAUUUUGCUAAAUACAAUACUAAACCUUCCAUGGGAGCAUUUUCUUGUUGAACGUUUUGGGAUAAGACCAGUCUCACCUUUCAUGUUAACAUUCAGUUCCCCCAUAAUUGCCAAUGCUGUAUCUUUGAAACCUGUUGCACUGAAAUCUUAAGUCUUUCUGAAGUGUAUAAAGUCCAUAUUCCUGUGUGUCUCUUACAAACUGCUGUAAUCUUGGUCUUGUCCUGAAUCCAAAAUCUUUCCUUUUUACCAUUUUUAUGUCCCCUUCUGUAAAUAUUUAUUUCCGUGUGUAUUGUCUUGGAUUUGUUUUUGUUUUUUCUGCAAAGUAAAUAUAAAUGUGUGUACCUGUCAGUGGAUGUAAUAAAAUCUAGAAUAUACAA